Molecule: messenger RNA, 4403 nt
Organism: Drosophila guanche
Lineage: Eukaryota; Metazoa; Arthropoda; Insecta; Diptera; Drosophilidae
Gene: Ack
Exons: 3
Coding region: 899-4123 (1074 amino acids)
Biological process (GO): protein phosphorylation
Molecular function (GO): protein tyrosine kinase activity; ATP binding
Source: RefSeq, a predicted model, not a curated record
UUGUGCGAGUGAGAAGGAAUUACCGUUUAGCUGUCGCGCAUUUUCAAUCGCAAAUUAAAAUGGUUCAAUUCAUGUUUUGUUGCUUUUGCUCUUGAAAAAUAGUUCUGAAACAAGCCAAUUAUCGACUAGAACAGUAAUUCCAGCUAAUCAAUAAUUUCGUUUGUGAGACCCACUGGCUAACAUUAUUUUGCGUUGUUGCUGCGUUUUCGUGCAUUUAAAUUUUCUCACGCACACACAAACACCACUGAGCACACAGGCAACUGCAACAGCUACAGCAACAGCAAAAACAUAGAAAAUUGUGCAAAAACGUGUGACGUGACGACAGCGGGGGAGUGCGGCGAGCUGGGCGGAAAAGUGGCUGUUGAAAGCGGAUUCAUUGUUUUUAUGUGUGCUGCUGUGUGUGGCGGCGAGCGCGCUGCUCACUAAAUUAAUAUUAAAGUGUUUUCGGCAUCAGCGUAGCGUCGUCGUGAUGGCUACUUUUCGUAUACAAAUUCAACACCGCUGCCAGCUGCUCAUUUGGCGAAGAGUGUAAACAAAGCAACGUACGCACACGAACCCACACACACACAAGCAUACACUCUCAAACAAAACCAACUGCGGCUGUGACUGCGACGGAGACUUCUGCGUCGACGUCCUUCACCUUGCGCCUGCUGCUGAGGCUGCCUGCUUGGCUGGGUCUCGCAUAUUGAAUUUCACGUCUCCAAUCCAACAACAUCACCAUCAUCGUACAACUUGGUCUCUUUUGUCUUGGCAACCUGUUCCAGUCCAGACAGGAAGUUUAGCAGAGUGCAGCAGCCAACGGAAGCAGCAGAAAACGCUUCGCUGCCGCUGCCGCUGAGGCCCUCAGCUGCAGCUGUCUCUCAAAAUCAACCGAAUUUGCACAUCUGCAGCUUGGAAUAUGGCCUCUCCUGUCGUCGUUGAUGGCGGCCAAAGCGAAACAGCCUGGCUGGAGGAUCUGCUGCGCGAAGUGCAGCUGGAGCAGUUUCUGGAGCGGAUACGCGACGAUCUGCAGGUAUCGCGCCUGGCCCACUUCGACUAUGUACUGUCCGAAGAUCUGGAACGAUGUGGGUUGGGCAAGCCGGCCAUACGACGCUUGCUGGAGGCUGUGCGCAAAAAGAAGGCUCAUCAGUGGCGCAAGAACAUCCUGUCCAAGCUGAUUGGGGGUGGCAAGCAACCCUCGUCCAAGAAGCAAGCCACCGCAGCGCGGGACUCGACACAGGGCAAUGGCACGCAGCUAACCUGCCUCAUCCAUGAGAAGGACAUCACCAUGGGCCUGAAACUAGGUGACGGCUCCUUCGGGGUUGUGCGACGUGGCGAGUGGAGUGCCUCGCCGGCGGGCAAGGUGAUACCGGUGGCCGUCAAGGUGCUCAAGUCGGAUAAUCUUACCCAGCCGGGCAUUAUCGACGACUUCUUCCGCGAGGUGCAGGCCAUGCACGCUCUGGAUCACUCAAAUUUGGUGCGGCUGUACGGCGUGGUGCUGUCCCAACCCAUGAUGAUGAUCACGGAGCUGGCCGAGCGAGGCUCUCUACUCGACACGCUGCGCAAGCAGUGCCGCCACACGGCUCUCACCCACAUCUGGAACUGGUCCGUUCAGAUAGUGACUGGAAUGGCAUACCUCGAGCAGAAGCGCUUCCUGCAUCGCGAUCUCGCCUGUCGCAAUGUCCUACUGGCCGCUGGCAACAAGAUUAAGAUCGGAGACUUUGGCCUGAUGCGCGCGCUGCCCCAGGAGGACGAUUGCUACGUCAUGUCGGAGCACAAGAAGGUCCCCUUCCCAUGGUGUGCCCCUGAAUCGCUGCGCUUCCGCCAGUUCUCGCAUGCCUCGGACACUUGGAUGUUCGGCGUGACUCUCUGGGAGAUGUUCAGCUUCGGCGAGGAUCCCUGGGUGGGCCUGAAUGGCUCCCAAAUUCUCCGUAAAAUAGAUCGCGAGGGUGAGCGCCUGCAUCAGCCAGAUGCAUGUCCGCCGGAUGUCUACGCCAUGAUGUUGCAGUGCUGGGACAAGACCCCCGCAGAACGUCCAACCUUUGCGGCUCUCAAAGAAUACUUGGUCAGCAUGUCACCGCCGCUUAUGCGUGCCGCGCGCGUAUUUAACGACUCGAAGGGGUUGAAAAUUGAGGCUGGUGACACCAUUGCCAUUAUCGAUGGAAGGCCCGAGCUGAAGCUGAUCAAGGGUCAGAACCAGCGCACAUAUGAGAUUGGCAUCUUCCCAAGAAACUUACUGGAACAGCAGCGUAAGGCUGCAUCCACUGGCGAUGUGGUGAUGCGUAGCAGUGCAGGCAACGGCUCCCCGUUCGGCUUUUGCUGGGGUGGUGGCGCCGGAGCCAUGGCCAACGGCGAGGAGCGUCAGAGAAAGUGCGCCUCCCUGUCGAACCAGAGUCAUGCCAAGGAGCGAAAGUCCACGACCAGCAAGCAGUUUGCCUACAACAAGCUAAUCAACGAUUCGGCUGGGCUCCAGCGACGCAAUGCAGUGAAGCAAAGGGGAUCUAUGUCGAAGGCAACAGGUGUGGCAGUUGGUGGGCCACAGCGACCGCCGCCGCCUCAGUUCCAGCAGGAGGGAAUACUCAUUGACAUUUCGCCGGAGGUGCGACCUUUGGCCGGAGGAUCAGCUGGCGACAGCUCAUCCAUGCAGAUGGACAGCUCAUUCUGCAUAUUGGAUGCCCCGAUAGAUGUGCCCACAUUUUCCGACGUCGAAGGAUCACUGAAUGUAUCUCCAACGUUUUUCGAUGAGCAGGCGCACUUUGAGUUCGACACAGCCAACCUGACUGCCUCUCCGGGACGCUUGCAGCCUCCUCCAUACCAAAUGCCGCCAACCUAUUCCAACACCAUGGAGUUUGCCCAGAAGCGAGAGCUGAACCAACAGCAGUCUACGCCAGUGAGGGAUCGGGAACAGGAUCGGGAUCCCUUCGACACCAGCAGCCUGGAGCGAGCAGUAACACUCUACUCGAAUCUAAAUCAAUGUCUGGGGGCGUCGCCAUCGCCAGUCCCCAUGUAUAACAGUCCCUCGGUGAGGAAGAGCCUCUUUGGCGGUCCCAACUCGAAUAAGGAGAACAUGCCUGCCCUGGAGUCGGCAGCCAUGCAGCUGAAUCUCAGUAAUCUGUCGCUGGACAGAACCGAACCGAACACCGCAAUCGCCAGUCUCCCCGUGGAGCCUUUGCCGGCAGCACCGGCCCCAAGCGCUGAGAGCGUAUUGCUGGACAAGUCAUUCAUUGCCGAGCUGGAGAAGGACAUGUACAGCAAUGGCCAGAACAGGGCCCAGGAGGAAUACGAGCGCAACUCGACACAAGUGUAUGCCAACAAGGAUAUGGUGUACAAACAGAAUCUCACGCCCCUCAAGAACGGCUGUGCCAAUUCGAAUCAUUCCAGCCCGUCGUCGAAUACCUCACCCAAGCAGAACAACGUGGAGGCCGCUGCCGCCGUUGCAUCCACCCAAAGUGUGGUGAAUCGCAUCUGGUACGAGCAGGUGGCUGCAACGCCUUCAGAGUACUACGCCCAGCCACCAGCAGAGCAGCCAGAGGAGCAACUGUACCAGAACCACCAGCAUCCCCAGCAGCCAGAGACGAAUCAUUCGUUUGUGGCCAUAUCGAAUCGCGUUGUGGCGCCCAAGAACAACACUUACGCCUCUUCUGCCUCGCUCUAUGAUGCAGUGGCGGCCAGCACGGCUGGAUCAACCUACUAUGGUCAGGUACCAAAUGGGGCCAGUGGUCCCGCGAUCUACGAUGAGGUCACACUCGAUGAUUACCUUCGGCCGCAUCGACCAGCCCCUCUGGCUCCGCCGCCACUCUCAGCCCAGCAAAUCCACAGGCGGAUGGAGAAAAUGCGCCAGCAGCAUCUGCAGGACAUGGAGGGAGCCCAUCAGCUGUAUGCCCCCGUCCCCUCGGACUAUGCCCGCGAACAGGAGAAACUUCAGCAGAUGCUGCAGGAGCUGGGCAGUGCGGCCAUCGAGUUGGAGGUGCGCAAUGCGCUGCGGGCAGCCGGCGGAGACGUGUCCUUGGGCACGCGCCACUACAAGAUCGAUCAGCUGUCGCGACUGGGCUUGGCCGGCAGGGGUCAAUGCGAGCAGGCCCUGCAGCAGAGCAACUGGAGUCUUGAGGUGGCUGCGGAACUGCUCCUACAGAGUGCUGGCUAGCUCUUGCCAGCCCCCUAACCAAUGUCGCUUAGUUAGUUUAGUUAAUGCAUUAAUCCGCAGAUCACCAAGCCGUUGCGUGCUUUUAUUUAAUUUGCUGAAUGCUGGGAAGGAUCUCGGCGGAAUCUGUGUCUACAAUUAGUAACUAUGUCUCGAAUCUUUGUCAGAAUACUCCUAAGUGAAUGCACGAAGCAAACACACAAUGUCAACGACUAUGAUAUCUUUUAUUUUAUGUAAGCGAUGCGAACGAUUUUAUAAGUGUUAUAUUCAACGACUGCAUAAU